UUGGUGCAGCUCACCCUAUCGCGUGAUAUCCUGUAUCGGAAGGUUUUCCUCGUAUUGAUUGAAGGUGUAAAACCCCACACUGAAUGACGACAGAGCAUAGCGCAUCACUCACCAUUCAUCCGUGGGUGCUCGUAGACUGGAGAAAUAAUGCUGACGGUGUGCCUGUGGCUUGUCGCCGUAGUGGUCGUCGUUGCGAGUCCCAAACAAUUGUGCCCCAACCAGUCGGUGCCCCUGGAGGAAAGCAUGUUCCUGGUGCCCCAACUGUCCAGGAACAACAUCCCAGGGUCACACCCCCACUAUGCCUACCUGACCGGGGAGAGGACGUGUCGGCCACUCGGUUUGUCUGGGGGUCGGGUCUGUCCUUGGCACUACCGCAUCAACCACGAUAGCGACAGGGAACCCAGCUUGAUCAUUGAAGCUAUGUGUAGUUGUAGCCAAUGCAGAAACACGAGAGGCGCCUGUAAGCCUGUGUACGUCCCAAGAACGGUGCUGCGACGUCAUCGACGACGGAACUGUUUGAAAUGGGCAGUGGAGCGAUUUUCAGUGGCAUGUACUUGUCAUGUAGAUGCAGUAGGAAGCUCUCCUCCAGUCCUUGAUCGCAGGACAAAAACAUAAUUUUAUGUAUUUUGUAAAUCGAAUUGCAUCAGGCACAGAGUAAUAAAAUUAUAAAUAUACUGAAACACUUUGAAAACGCAAAAUCAAUUUUAACUCGAAAUCAGAAAAGGUGUGUUUUCAAUCUCCAAACACAUCGCAUGAGAUUCGAAGCAGUUUGAUAUUGUUGCGUUUGAUAAUUUCAUGCCAAAUACCCUCAAAUUAAUUUGAUUUUUGUGGCCAAAUAUUACAAAACAUGGAGUAUUCGUUUUCAACGUGUUUCAGUAUAUAUCACUAGACAAUC
Molecule: messenger RNA, 895 nt
Organism: Haliotis rufescens (red abalone)
Lineage: Eukaryota; Metazoa; Mollusca; Gastropoda; Lepetellida; Haliotidae
Exons: 3
Coding region: 148-615 (155 amino acids)
Cellular component (GO): extracellular region
Molecular function (GO): cytokine activity
Source: RefSeq, a predicted model, not a curated record